AUGAGUUUCGUUACUUAUAUUCUAUUUAUUCUUUCUCUUACAGUUUCCAGUUCCAUAGCAGGUGAUUUCACAUCCAUUACUCAAUCUCAUUUGAUCAUCCGUGAUGGAGAUACCAUCGUUUCACCUAAUAGAUUAUUUGAGCUUGCUUUCUUUAGUCUUAAGAAUCCAAACAAACGUUACCUCGGAAUUCAAUUCAAGAACAUUUCACCUCAAAAUGUUGUCUGGGUUGCAAAUGGUGGCCACCCAAUCAAUGACUCUUCUGCAGUUUUGAAGCUAAACAGUUCUGGCAGUUUGGUCCUUACUCACAACAACAAGGUUGUUUGGUCCACAAAUUCUUCCACAAAAGCGCAGAAAUCAAUGGCACAACUCUUAGAUACUGGUAAUCUUGUCAUAAAAGAUGAUAGUGGCGACGAAACCUAUCUGUGGCAAAGCUUUGACUACCCAUCUAACACAUUGUUGGCAGGUAUGAAGUUGGGAUGGGACUGUAAAAGAAAUUUGAAUAGGCGUCUCAUAGCAUGGAAGAGUGAUGAUGAUCCAACACCAGGAGACUUUUCUUGGGAGGUGGUAUUGAAUAAGUAUCCUGAUAUCUAUAUGAUGAAGGAAAAAAAAAAGCUCCACAGACUUGGACCGUGGAACGGCUUGCGUUUCAGUGGUAUGCCAGAGAUGAAGCCUAAUCCUGUUUUCAGUUACAAUUUUGUCUACAAUAACAAAGAGGUUUAUUACUCAUGGAACAGCAGCGAUAGAUCUCUAAUAUCAAAAGUGGUACUUAACCAAAGCAUUAACGGACGUCCUCGCUAUACAUGGUCAAAAGCCGACAAAUCAUGGAUGCUUCACUCAAAAAUGCCAGGUGACUAUUGUGACCGUUAUGGUCUAUGUGGAAACAAUGGAUAUUGCAGCAUUACUAAUUCACCAGUAUGUGAAUGUUUACGAGGGUUCAAGCCUAAAAUUCCUGAAAAAUGGAACUCAAUGGACUGGUCCGAUGGGUGUGUCAGAAAUCCUCCAUUGAACUGCAACAAUGAUGGAUUUGUCUCAAGGGAAGACUUGAAAGUUCCAGAUACUACAAAUACUAGCGUGGACGAGAGUAUUGGUCUAGAACAAUGUAAAGACAGAUGCUUGAAAAGCUGUUCCUGCAUGGCUUAUACAAAUACAAAUAUAAGUGGAGCAGGAAGUGGCUGUGUCAUGUGGUUUGGUGAUUUAAUUGAUAUCAAACUUUUUCCAAGAGGUGGACAAGUUCUAUAUAUCCGAAUGCCUGCUUCAGAACUAGUCAACAAUAAUACUGAGGAUGGGCACAGGAGGAACUUGAGAAAAAAAGUUGUAAUUAGUGUUUCUGCAGCUUUGGGAAUGUUUUUACUUGCUAUUUACUUUUCCUACAGAUUCAGGAGGGUCAUUGUUGGGAAGUCAAUGACAGAAGUUGACUAUGAAAGACAUAUGGACGAUCAGGAUCUCCCCUUGCUUCCUUUGUCGACAAUUAUUAUUGCUACCGACAACUUCUCAGAGAAGAACAAAAUCGGAGAAGGUGGUUUUGGACCUGUUUAUAUGGGAAAAUUAGGAAGUGGGCUAGAAAUUGCCGUAAAGAGGCUUUCACGGAGCUCAAAACAAGGGAUGAGAGAGUUCGUUAAUGAAGUAAAACUUAUUGCAAAUGUUCAACAUCGAAAUCUUGUAAAACUUAUCGGCUGUUGCAUUCAAAAACACGAAAAAUUGCUAGUUUAUGAAUACAUGGCUAAUGGUAGCCUAGACUACCUCAUCUUUGAUCGUACCAAAAGUCAACUGCUAGAUUGGCCAAAGCGUUUUGACAUAAUUUGUGGAAUUGCUAGAGGGCUUAUGUAUCUUCAUCGAGAUUCUCGACUGAGGAUUGUCCAUAGAGAUCUCAAAGCAAGUAAUGUUUUACUGGAUGAUACUAUGAAUCCAAAAAUAUCGGAUUUUGGAAUGGCUAGAACUUUCGGGGGAAACCAAAUUGAAGGAAACACAAAUAGAAUUGUUGGGACAUAUGGGUACAUGGCACCAGAGUACGCUAUUGAUGGACAAUUUUCUUCGAAAUCUGAUGUUUUCAGCUUUGGUGUUUUAAUAUUAGAGAUUAUAUGUGGGAAGAAAAACCGAGUGCUUAAACGUGCAAAGCAAACCCUUAACCUUGUUGCUUAUGCAUGGGCAUUCUGGAAAGACGGAAGAGCUUCGCAACUAAUUGACUCAAACAUAGAGAAUUCAUCCAUUGUGUCAGAAGUAUCGCGCUGCAUCCACGUAGGACUCUUAUGUGUGCAACAAUACCCGGAAGAUAGACCUACCAUGGCUGAUGUGAUUCUAAUGCUAGGGAGUGAAAUGGCAUUGGAUGAUCCUAAGGAGCCAAGUUUUAUCACAAGGAAGGAAUCUAUUGAAGCAAAUUCAAGCUCAAGUGGGAAAGAUAUAAGUUCAAACUAUGAAAUGACCAUAACUACUUUAAGUGUUCGGUGA
Messenger RNA from Lathyrus sativus (Indian pea), 2445 nucleotides. Lineage: Eukaryota; Viridiplantae; Streptophyta; Magnoliopsida; Fabales; Fabaceae. The record is from the annotation of a GenBank genome assembly.